UCGACCAACUGGGCUUCCAAACGGCCGUGGCCACCCCCAACCCGCUCCGCCUCCUUCCUUCCCCCACUCCCGACUCCCGAGCUCCGAUCCGACCGACGCCGCCCGCCCGUGCCGGCGUCGCGCGCAGGGGAGGAGGACCGGCCGGCCGGCCCCGCCCGCCCGCCGCCAUGCCGAGCUCCCCCAAGGUCUUCUUCGCCUCCUCGACCCCCUCCUCGCGCCGCGCGGGGGCGCUGCGCCGGCUGCUCUCCUCGCCGGCCUUCUCCGCGGCCUGCCUCCUCUUCGGCCUCGCCGGCUUCCUCGCCGCCGCCCUUACCCUCUCCGGAUCCCCGCCCGCCGCGCGCAGCCGCUGCCCGGACUCCUCCCGCCCGCUCUCCGUCUCCGUCGCGUGGGACCGCCGCCCCGGGGAUGUCUCCGCCGCGGGCUCCGCGGAGCUCCCGGCCCACCUCGCCACCGGAUCGCGCGGCCGGCACAAGGUCAUGGCCUUCGUCGGGAUCUUCACCGGGUUCAGCUCCAUCGGGCGACGCCGCGCGCUUAGGCGGACGUGGCUCCCCGCGGAUCGCCAGGGCCUACUUCGAUUGGAGGAAGCUACUGGUCUGGCAUUCCGGUUCGUGAUUGGGAAAAGCAACUCAAAGAACAAGAUGACCGCUCUUGACAGAGAAGUUGAAGAAUUUGAUGAUUUUGUGCUUUUAGAUAUUUUGGAGGAGUAUAGCAGGCUCCCAUACAAAACGUUAGCCUUCUUUAAGGCUGCCUAUGCAUUGUAUGAUUCUGAUUUCUAUGUUAAAGCUGAUGAUGACAUUUACCUGCGACCAGAUAGACUUUCCUUGCUUCUGGCUAAAGAGCGGCCACAUCCACAAACAUAUAUUGGAUGCAUGAAGAAGGGGCCAGUUUUCACUGAUCCUAAGUUGAAAUGGUAUGAGCCCCAAUCCUUCUUACUCGGAUCUGAAUACUUCCUUCAUGCGUACGGGCCAAUUUAUGCUUUGUCAGCUGACGUGGUGGCUAGCUUGGUUGCCUUGAGAAACAACAGUUUCCGUAUGUUCAGCAAUGAGGAUGUUACAAUUGGAUCCUGGAUGCUUGCCAUGAAUGUCAACCAUGAGAACACGCAUGCACUUUGUGAACCGGACUGUACAGAGUCUUCAAUUGCUGUUUGGGAUAUUCCAAAAUGUUCAGGGCUGUGCCACCCAGAGGUAAAAAUGCUAGAGCUUCAUCAAAGAAAAGAGUGCACGGGUGGUCCCACCGUGGCGGCUGAGGUGUCGGAGUCUGAUGACCGAUGAUUUCUUCAUCGGAAAACACCAAACACGAACUGCGGAUCUGAUAGUUGACAUCUGCCCCUAACUCAAUAGAUGUGCUUGGAGUAUUCAUUGGAUUCGUCAGGUACAAUCAUUGCGGGAGCACUGUCCAAGAAACCUAUACAGGCGGCGUCAUAACCUAGCGCUAUAGCAGAGGCAUCCUCGCUCAGCAUUCUUGUCACAGCAGCCUUCAUUGCUUUUCCUUUUCACAAUGCAACCAUGAUGGUCGCUUGGAACGUUCAUCCUGUCUCGUAGCAGAAGAGGAAUUUUGUUGUAUAGAAAUUAGAGGGAAGAGAAUGCAUUAGCAGUUGAUAGACCACACACACCUUCAGAUGCUGUGACACUGGAAGUUAGCGUUUUACACGCUUGAUUUUCGCUGAUGUGAGUUCAUUUUGCCAAUGCUGAGUAUAAUUUCAGGCCGUUGGGUAA
This is a messenger RNA of Panicum hallii, 1715 nucleotides long. RefSeq names its product probable beta-1,3-galactosyltransferase 14. The transcript has 7 exons. Bases 168 to 1271 code for a protein of 367 amino acids. The record is from RefSeq and is a predicted model, not a curated record. Gene Ontology annotation, molecular function: hexosyltransferase activity. Gene Ontology annotation, cellular component: Golgi membrane. Lineage: Eukaryota; Viridiplantae; Streptophyta; Magnoliopsida; Poales; Poaceae.